GCCGCAUUUAAGGCGCGAGCUCUCUGCUAACCUGUCCCACUAGAACAAUGACCCCAUAAACCCCUCCCAUCGAUUUCUUCCCCCUUUCCAGCAGAAACAGUGCCUUCAAAUAUCGCAAUGUCCACCCAAACCCAUUACCAGAGCAACCGGUCCAAGGCGAAUUCCCGAGGCAGAACUGCCGCUCCCCGACCGCCAGCCGAGACUGCCACGCAGGUCCCGAACCGCGACGGCGCCCGCGGACAGAUGGUCCAGACCUUCGGCAUCGUCAUGAUGGCCAGCCCAUUCAACCCGCUGCCCUUCCCGCUGCAGCUGCCCCUCGGUGCCACCCUGCUCGUCAACUCGGAGGGGAACGGGGCCGCUACUCGGAGGGGGCCGAGCUCCACGUCGAGUGCAGGCCGGCGCUAGUUAGAGGCUCCGGGUUUGCAACCUGCUGAGCUACGGAAUCAAUGGAGCGGGGCCGCUGACGUCUGCGGCCUGGUCGGGAAGGAAAGACCAAGACCGGAAGGAAAGAA
This is a messenger RNA of Phialemonium atrogriseum, 512 nucleotides long. RefSeq lists its product as uncharacterized. The coding region runs from base 118 to 405 and encodes 95 amino acids. The record is from RefSeq and is a predicted model, not a curated record. Lineage: Eukaryota; Fungi; Ascomycota; Sordariomycetes; Cephalothecales; Cephalothecaceae. The transcript has a single exon.